UUAUUUUUCAAUCCGUAAAUGUUUAAAAUCAUCGUUUCAUUCUACAAUUUUGUCCCUUUCAAAUACUUUUAAUUUGGUAUUUAGCAGGUUUUACCUAGCUCCUAACGUUACGUGUCCAACCUUCUUGUUCAACAACUCCACUUGUGAAUUUCUCCUCUUCUUCCUUUCUCUCCACUUCCUCAAGUCAACUCCAACUAUAUAUACACACACAAACACACACAAAAUCUGCAGCUAGUUAAUUUACCUUUUUAAUUUCCAAAUAAGAAUACAAGAAUCAUAUCUUCCUUAUCUUUAUUCAACAUGAGUAGCUACAACCAAAACGAGGCUCGAGGAACAGCCUAUGCACAACAGCAGCCACAAGGUGAUGCUUUUGUGGCACCUCCACCGCCGGCUGGUUAUCCAACUCGAGAUGUACAAGGCGAUUCAUCUGCUCCAGUCACUACUCAAUCCAAAGGUGAUGGGUUCUGGAAGGGCUGUUGUGCUGCCUUGUGUUGCUGCUGUGUCUUGGAUGCUUGUUUCUAACAAGUGAUCGACGCCAGUUUACCUCAGUGUGCAUGGAUGAUUUACUUUUAUUCCUUGUAAUGUUAUAUAUGUUUUUAAACAUCGUUAUAGCCUUGUCCAGAUUUCUUGAUGUAAAAUUUGUUUGGGGAGUUACUUUCUUUUUUUACACCCCUUUAUGACAUUCGUUAAGCGUAUGUUUUGAUAUAUUGUUUAAUUAAUUAACCUUUGCUGGUUCUUUAGUGUGAUAA
Molecule: messenger RNA, 749 nt
Organism: Capsicum annuum
Lineage: Eukaryota; Viridiplantae; Streptophyta; Magnoliopsida; Solanales; Solanaceae
Product: protein CYSTEINE-RICH TRANSMEMBRANE MODULE 3
Exons: 3
Coding region: 301-522 (73 amino acids)
Cellular component (GO): plasma membrane
Source: RefSeq, a predicted model, not a curated record